Betta splendens (Siamese fighting fish) is the source of this 1705-nucleotide messenger RNA. Its product is annotated as aldo-keto reductase family 1 member B10-like. NCBI's taxonomy places the organism in Eukaryota, Metazoa, Chordata, Actinopteri, Anabantiformes, Osphronemidae. Gene Ontology annotation, cellular component: cytosol. The coding region runs from base 91 to 1041 and encodes 316 amino acids. Gene Ontology annotation, molecular function: aldose reductase (NADPH) activity. The transcript is spliced from 10 exons. The record is from RefSeq and is a predicted model, not a curated record.
GGUAAGACAUUAUAAAUCGAUCGCCGAGGCCGCUCCUUCUCGUUUCUUUCCGAACGCCAACGCUCGACAGACCGUCGUCCCUUUGGAGAGAUGGCAACAACUGUGAAGCUGAACACGGGCGCUGAAAUGCCCAUUGUUGGACUCGGGACAUGGAAGUCUCCCACUGGUAAGGUUACAGAAGCCGUGAAAGCAGCGAUCUCAGCUGGUUACAGGCACAUCGAUGGAGCGUACGUAUACAAGAACGAGGCAGAGGUUGGCGAUGGAGUUCGUGCCAUGAUCAAGGAUGGCGUGGUCAAGAGAGAGGAUCUUUUCAUAGUUAGCAAGCUCUGGUGCACUUUCCAUGAGAAGUCCCGGGUGAGAGAAGCUUGUGAGAAGACUCUGAGUGAUCUUAAACUAGAUUACUUGGACCUCUAUCUGGUGCACUGGCCCAUGGGUUUAAAGCCUGGCGAUGACUUGUUUCCUCUGGACAGCACAGGACAGAUGAUCAGUGAUAAUACCCACUUCUUAGAAACAUGGGAGGGGAUGGAGGAGCUGGUGGAUGCUGGUUUGGUCAAAGCUAUUGGGAUUUCCAACUUUAACAAGAAUCAGAUCGAAGCUAUUCUCAACAAACCAGGCCUCAAGUACAAACCUGCCAACAACCAGGUGGAGUGCCACCCAUACCUCACCCAGGAGAAGCUGAUCAACUACUGCCACUCUAAGGGGAUCUCUGUGACUGCCUACAGCCCCCUGGGAUCCCCUGACAGGCCCUGGGCUAAACCAGAGGACCCCACACUUCUGGAAGAGCCAAAGAUUAAGGCCAUUGCUGAGAAGCAUAAGAAGUCACCUGCUCAGGUCCUGAUCCGCUUUCACAUCCAAAGAAAUGUGAUUGUGAUCCCCAAAUCGAUCACGCCUCAGCGCAUUCAAGAGAAUUUCCAGGUGUUUGACUUUGAGCUGAGUGAGGAGGAAAUGAAAACCAUAUUAGGAUUCAACAGGAACUGGAGAGCCUGUCCCAUGCAAUUGGCCACAAAGCACAAGGACUUCCCUUUUAACGCUGAAUUCUGAAAUGACAUUUGCCGGUUUUCCACGAUUAUUGUUGGUGUGCUCUUUUGGUUGCUGUCGUUGGUUAAAGCACUUUGUAUGUUUUUUAUAUUACACUCCUGCUCAUCUUCAGCUCUGAGUGUUGAAUGGCUCAGUUAAAGGUUUGUGAGGUUUUAUCUAAUUUGGACAAAAAGACACCUUGUGUUUGUUCUGUCUUUCAUAAUGUAAGCAUACUCAAUUAUUAGGGAAUAAUUGAACUGCUACGACAUUCUGGACAAUGGAGUUACUGGUACUUGUCACAAAGGUGACUAUAGUUAGAAUUUAUUGUGUGCAUGUGAUUGGUGCUGUUUUGACCUUUUUUUUUUCACUACUACUGUUCCGUGAUCUCAGUCUUUGUAGUUACCUGUACAUUAACUAAUGUGAGAGUUUAGUUAUUUGAGCAAGCGGCCUUGCAUUGGUUAGUGGGGUAAUGCUGCCCUCUAGUGGUUAAAAACAGUACCAACUGAAGCAGCACAGUUUAGACAACAGGUUAGAAUAGCAAAAUCCUACACACUGCACAUUCUUGGGUUAUAUUACAGCUUCAAAAAACACGAUUUAUUUGUUACUUUGUUUUGGUUUUUCUUUUAGCUCAUGUUUACUACUGUUGACUGUGGAACGGCUAAUAAAUAUUCUCAUAAAAAUAUUAAAA